Melozone crissalis (California towhee) is the source of this 6119-nucleotide messenger RNA. It is a transcript of the gene CLSTN2, whose product is annotated as calsyntenin 2. Gene Ontology annotation, biological process: positive regulation of synaptic transmission; homophilic cell-cell adhesion; positive regulation of synapse assembly. Gene Ontology annotation, molecular function: amyloid-beta binding; calcium ion binding; X11-like protein binding. NCBI's taxonomy places the organism in Eukaryota, Metazoa, Chordata, Aves, Passeriformes, Passerellidae. The transcript has 17 exons. Gene Ontology annotation, cellular component: cell surface; postsynaptic membrane. The coding region runs from base 22 to 2907 and encodes 961 amino acids. The record is from RefSeq and is a predicted model, not a curated record.
CGGCCGCCACCAGCGCCGGGGAUGCGGAGGCGCCGCUGCUGCUGCUGCUGGGGCCCGGCGGCGCUGCUGCUGCUCCCGCUGGGGCUGGGCAGCCUGCUCGCCGCCAAAGUGAAUAAACACAAACCUUGGAUUGAGACAUCGUACCAUGGAAUCAUAACUGAAAACAACGACACUGUGAUUUUGGACCCUCCCCUAGUUGCUUUGGAUAAAGAUGCACCUGUUCCCUUUGCAGGUGAAAUUUGUGCUUUUAAAAUCCACGGGCAAGAGAUGCCCUUUGAGGCCAUUGUGCUGAACAAGACGUCUGGAGAAGGUCGGCUCCGAGCAAGGAGUCCCAUUGACUGUGAGCUGCAGAAGGAAUACACAUUCAUCAUCCAGGCCUACGACUGUGGAUCAGGACCAGGUGGAACCAACUGGAAGAAAUCUCACAAGGCAGUAGUCCAUAUCCAGGUGAAGGAUGUCAACGAGUUCUCCCCAGCAUUCAAGGAGAGCAUGUACAAGGCCUCAGUGACGGAGGGGAAGAUCUACGACAGCAUCCUGCAGGUGGAAGCCACAGAUGAGGACUGCUCCCCCCAGUACAGCCAGAUCUGCAACUACGAGAUUGUCACCACGGAUGUUCCCUUUGCCAUCGACAGGAAUGGUAACAUCAGGAACACGGAGAAACUGAGCUAUGAUAAACAGCACCAGUAUGAGAUAAUGGUCACAGCUUUUGACUGUGGGCAGAAGCGUGCGUCAGAAGAUGUCCUGGUACGAGUUAAUGUCAAACCUGUGUGCAAACCAGGCUGGCAAGACUGGAACAAACGGAUUGAAUACAGGCCUGGCUCUGGCAGCAUUCCCUUGUUUCCCAGCAUCCACCUGGAGACAUGUGAUGGACCAGUGUCCUCCAUCCACACCACCAUUGAGCUGCAGACCAAUUACAUCGGGAAGGGCUGUGAUCGUGAAACCUACUCUGAGAAAUCUCUGCAGAAAUUAUGUGGAGCUUCCUCAGGUGCCAUUGACCUGUUACCAUCUCCCAGUACAACAACCAACUGGACAGCUGGGCUCCUCAUGGAUAGCAAUGACAUGAUUUUUAAAUUUGAUGGAAAGCAAGGAGCCAAAAUCCCAGAUGGAAUAGUCCCGAAAAAUUUAACUGAUCAAUUCACCAUCACUCUGUGGAUGAAACAUGGACCUAGUCCUGGAUUAAGAGCUGAGAAGGAAACUAUUCUCUGCAACUCUGACAAGACAGAGAUGAACCGGCACCACUACGCGCUCUACGUGCACAACUGCCGCCUCGUGUUCCUGCUGCGCAAGGACUUCGACCAGGCCGACACCUUCCGCCCCGCCGAGUUCCACUGGAAGCUCGACCAGAUCUGUGACAAGGAGUGGCACUACUACGUGGUCAACGUGGAGUUCCCCGUGGUGACGCUGUACAUGGACGGGACGACGUACGAGCCGUACCUGGUGACCAACGACUGGCCCAUCCACCCCUCCCACAUUGCCAUGCAGCUCACAGUGGGGGCCUGCUGGCAAGGAGGUGAAGUCACCAAGCCCAGGUUUGCUCAGUAUUUCCAUGGCAGCCUGGCCAGCCUGACAAUACGGCCAGGGAAAAUUGAGAGUCAGAAAGUGAUUUCCUGCUUGCAGGCCUGCAAGGAAGGGCUCGAUAUUAAUUCUCUUGAGAGUCUUGGCCAAGGAAUAAAGUAUCACUUCAACCCUUCCCAGUCAGCCCUUGUCAUGGAAGGAGAUGACAUUGAGAAUAUAAAUCAGGCCCUCCAAAAGGUCUCAUACAUCAACUCCAGACAGUUUCCUACUGCAGGCGUGCGACGUCUCAAAGUCUCAUCUAAAGUCCAAUGUUUUGGUGAAGAUGUCUGCAUUAGUAUCCCAGAUAUAGAUGCCUAUGUAAUGGUAUUUCAGGCCAAUGAGCCCAAGAUUACCAUAACUGGGAUGGACCACUUUGCUAGACCAGCUGCACAGUUUGAAAGUGAAAGAGGUGUUAUUCUGUUCCCUGACAUCAGGAUUGUCAGCACAGUCACUAAAAUGGAGCAUUCAGUGGACUUAAGAGAACAUGACAGAGUCAAUAAACAAGUGGUAGUAGAGGAAAUGCUCCACAACUUGGAUUUCUGUGAUGUUUUGGUCAUUGGUGCAGAACUAGACCCUGAACAAGAGUGUUUAGAACUAGAUCAUGGGGAGCUUCAAGGAAAACAUCUAGAUGCCACAAAUUCCACUGCAGGAUAUUCAAUCUAUGGUGUGGACAGCAUGUUCAGCUAUGAGCAGGUGCUGCGGCAGCUCCGCUACCGCAACUGGGGCACCUCGGCCACCUCGGACAGGAAAUUCAGGGUCAAGUGCUCCGAGCUCAACGGGCGUUACACCAGCAAUGAAUUCAACCUGGAGGUGAGCAAGGAGUUCAGCCUGGAGGUUAAUAUUCUGCACAGUUCCAACUCAAACUUCAUGGACCAUGUAAAUCACAUGAUAUUCCAGCCCAAAUUUCUCCAAUCUGUUCAGCACCCUGAGGGGAGUGUAAGUGCAGUUCCCAGCUCAGUGGUUCCCAGUGUGGCCACGAUGGUUAUCAUCAUCUGUGUGAGCGUCCUGGUGCUGGUGGUGAUGCUGGGCGUGCUCCGGCUGCGCUCCGCGCGCCAGCACGGCUCCCUGGGGCACGAGGGACCCAAGGACAACGAGAUGGACUGGGACGACUCUGCUCUCACCAUCACCGUCAACCCCAUGGAGAGAUAUGAAAAGCCACACCAGACAGAAGAGGAGAGUGAGGAAGAAGACAUAGAUGAUGAAGAGGAAGACACAACCAGUGCUGAAUCAGAUGAUAGUGAAGAGGAGGAAGACGAGGAAGAGGAGGAGGAAGUGAUUGUCCAAAAGGGAAACAAACAGAAUGCCACCAGGCAAGAGCAGUUGGAGUGGGAUGAUUCAACACUCCCCUACUAACAAACAGCCUGCCAGCCACAGCUCUUUUGUAACAACCAAUACAAUGUUUUUUCAGAGUCUAUGAAUUCAUUGACAGGAUUUGAACUUCUGCUUGCCUGUAACUGUUUUGCCUAAAAUGAUCUUGUUGUAGUAAUUGAUAACGAUAGAACUGACCCUUUUCUUACAAAGCCUGGAGAAAAGGUGGUCCAAACCUCCUGGCACAUGCAGUAAUAAAGUAAUCUAGAACUUGAUCUGUUAGCAAGCAUAGUUCUCAAUUUCCUGUUUCUACCCUGCAGAUGUGUGACAAAAAUCCUGUCACUCAAUCCAUACAAAUUUUUGCCUUUGCUACUUUUUUCACACAGGAGAGAUUUCAGCUCGUUGUGUAGAAUAACUUCUGUGGGUCCAAAUACCAGUUGCCAUAUAACUUCACAUUUUUACAGGUGUAAAAAAACAUAAUCCACCUUCAAAUUGGGGCAGGGUUUUAGUGCUACAGGAGCUAAAUUCCAUCCGUCAUCUCGUCCUGCCUUUUGGAUGUUAACUGUCUUCUGCAAGGGAAUAUCUGGGACUUGACAGGGGAUGCAUGUGUGCUUAUGUAGAUGUGGAUGGUGUAUUUUUCAGGCAUGCUGUCAGACCCUCAAGAGAGGGAUUUUUAUCCAAUCUACCAAUAGAAAUUAAAAGCAAGUUUGAGAAAAACAGCAACAAGAAAGGGCUGCUGAUGGUUAUCCAAAAAAAACCCCAUCCAGUCUGUGUCCAUAGAUUGAGUAAUAUGGUCUUAUGCAAACUGUAAAUUCUAAUGGGAUUGAUUCACUUAAAAUCUGCAGAGCUGCUCAUUAGUUAUGGAUUGAGCAAUUUGCAGCAAAUCGAUGCUUUAAACUGUCUGUCUCAUGGAACCAUUAGCUUGCUGCAGCAUCUUACUGAACUAGUGGAAAAUAAGUGACCCCAUUAUUCCAUGACUAUGUAUAGCUGGGAUUUAAACAAUUAUUUUAGAUGAGGAAAACGUUCCCUUUUGCUUAGUGAAUGCCAGCCUGAAUUCCUGUCUGACUGUAUUCUAUAAAAACAUGAUGCCCUAUUUCUUCUUCACCCCUGCCUGCCCGUAGUGCACAAGAGAAAGGAACAGCACUGUGAGUCCUCUUCUGUGCUCAUAAUUCUCCCUUAUUUCUUCUGCCUGAAGCCAUUAAUGUUGACAGAAGGUUUUAUAAAGUAGACAAAGAAAAAUAGAACCUAUUUGGAACCAAAAUAGUUGAAAACAAAAACUAAAAUCUUAAGAGGCUGAGAGAGUAUUUUAGUUUGUUAUGGUAACACAGCAUAUUUUUCUUAAACACCGUUUAAAAAAGAAAAAAAAAAAGGAAAAGCAGAGCUAUGUAAGCUACAUAUACAAUGUGUUGAUUAGUCUGUGUGGUGUGUUUCUGGUCCCCUUUUCCUUAAGCACCUUUCAACUGCUCUGCUUACCAAAUGCUGCAGCACUUGCUGGGGUGGCUGCUCCAAUGCACAGAAACAAAAUGGCAUGGAAGUGAAUGCUGCUUAGUGGCUUGUCUGGGUUGUUCUCCUGAGUACUUUGUCCUCUUUGCAAUUUCAUCUCUGACUUUUGCUUUUUUAAUCUGCUGUUUGAAAUAAGCUGCUUCCUCUUCUUCACCCUCCCAGUCAGUCUGGCCACAGCAGGACCUUCCUGAGCACCCUGAGUGGUGGCUGGUGUUGCAAAGGGCACUUGAAGCAAUCCUGAGGGUGCCCACCUCCCUCAAUACUGGAUUAUUAACAGCUCCUGAAUGUGAUGGGAUAUAGGGAAUACAAAGGAUGCUUGGGGGUUCUUGUAAUUCCAGUUUCUGCAUUUGGCAGCUGAAAGGAAAUACUGAGAGCAACUAAGCCCUUUAGUUGAAUAUCUAGAAAGUAAAUGAAAGAAAAAUCUAUAAUAAUUUUAAAAUUGGAGAUAUUUAUGCUUUUAUUUGUUGUGCCAGCAAUCACGUUGUCACAUGGUUGUUAAGAUUGGCAACACAGCAGUUUUGUUUUGUUAUCAAUCCUGUUUCAUUUUAUUCUCUCACACAUAUUAAACUUAGAAGAAUAUUUGAAGAAUCAAGGCCACAUAAGUACAUCUUAUCUGCACGAAUAACAACUGUAAAAAUGUCCACAAUUUUUCUGUUUAAUACAAAAUUAAUAUUGAUAUUUCUGAUUAUCUUGAACAAAAUGAUAUGUUAGAUCAGUUCCUACCAUCCUAGUAGCCUAGAUAAAUUCCCAGUUUUAAUUUUAUAGUGACAUGAAGUAGGCUCUUCAUGAUGCUUGUUAUCAGCACAUAUCAGCAAAUCUUUACGCUCAGAAAAAAAUAUUCAAAAUUAAAUGUAGAUAUUUAAAAGUCAAUUUCAGAUUUAAAACUGGACUUAAAUUAUUUUAAAGUUUCCGUUAUUCCUGAUUAUUAUUAUCAUUGUUGCUAUUGUAGUUGCUGUUCUCAUAGCAAACAUUACGGCAAACUUGAAAACAGCAAUUUACAACCUUAUUGACAGCCUUUAAUUCUUUUAUAUGUUUGUGAAUUCAUCAGUGUGUUUCUCCAUCUAACAGACUUUUAUCUUUUUACUGCUGGAAGCAGAUCUUUUCAGGUUGUAUUCGUACAUUACACAAAAAGGAAACAAAGUAUUUUCUCUACUAUAAAUAAAUCUACAUUUUUAAACCGAAGCAAAGUCAUACAGGCAUGUGUGUUAUCACUAAAACUUAAUUUGCAGUAAGAUUCUCAGCAAACUCAAAUGUAUCACUGUACUUAUUUUAGAUUACUUGUUUGAGUGCAUUAUGCAGCAUUUUUCAUUCAAAUAAAUAGAAACAUCCUUUUCACAGAAUGGCAGUGGGAAUGAGGUACUUCUUCACAAAAUGGGUCCUAAAAUAUUUGUAUAGCACUAAAAGCAGUGGUUUCCUGAGCAAAACUACUACUAGAAAAUCACAGAAAUAUGAAUUUUUCUAAAACAAUUCUAACAAUAUUGCCUCCCCUCCAGAAAUUAUUUUUUAUAUAACCUACUUGCUUAAAAACCAACCAGAACACAUACACACAUAUGUACAUAAAGACAUACAUGUGGGGGUUUUUUUGCCCUUAAUCAAAAGCCAAAAUUGUCUCCUUUUCUCCCUGAAAAAAAGUGUUUAGAAUUGUAAAACCAUUCAGGUUGGAAAAGACCCCUAAGAUCACUCGCUGCAGCCCCUCAGGGCUGGCUUGUGGUGAGGUGGUCUUUUUUUACACUAGCAAUAAACAAGUAUACCCA